Molecule: messenger RNA, 381 nt
Organism: Geodia barretti
Lineage: Eukaryota; Metazoa; Porifera; Demospongiae; Tetractinellida; Geodiidae
Source: the annotation of a GenBank genome assembly
GAAACGCCGGCGUCCCGGUCUCGAACCAUACGGACCAAACUCCCGCUUGCUGAACAGCAGCAACACGUCGAACGGGUUGUACACGUUCUCGUCGCCCCGCCAGUUGUAGCCGUUGUACCAGCGGCGGAUCUCCUCGCGGUCGAGUCCGGCCAGCUCCGGGGCGAACACCGUGUCCAGGUCGGCGUCGGUGUACCCGCAGAUAUUCGCGUAGCGCCGGUCCAGGGUCAGAUCGGUGAGGUUGUUGAGGUCGGAGAACAGGCUCACCUUGGAGAAUUUGCUCACUCCGGUGAGGAACGCGAACUUGACGUAGGCGUCGGCGUCCUUGAUCGUCGCGUACAGCCCGCGCAGGUCGUCGCGGUUCUUGCCUCGGCCGUCUCCGGC